Schistocerca gregaria is the source of this 3246-nucleotide messenger RNA. It is a transcript of the gene Usp16-45, whose product is annotated as ubiquitin carboxyl-terminal hydrolase 45. Lineage: Eukaryota; Metazoa; Arthropoda; Insecta; Orthoptera; Acrididae. The record is from RefSeq and is a predicted model, not a curated record. The coding region runs from base 218 to 3121 and encodes 967 amino acids. Gene Ontology annotation, molecular function: cysteine-type deubiquitinase activity; zinc ion binding. Gene Ontology annotation, biological process: protein deubiquitination. The transcript is spliced from 15 exons.
CUGAUAGUUGCCAUGAGGUUGUCGUACGAAGGUGAUGGUGUUCGUGAUGCCCAACUUUGGAACAGAUAUACCAGUACAGAAUUAAAAUAAUGACAUUUUCUCGUAAGUCGAUAACUUAAAAAAGGUGAAAGACGUUGUCAGCUAUUCGUGUGGAACUGUACUAUCCUGUCUAAGCGAACGCUUUUUUCAGGUAGCCAGAACACACUUAAAUUUUAACAUGGGAAAAAAGAAGAAGAGCCGUCAACAAGACCCAUCAUUGCAAAAUGGAGCUGAUUCAACAGAUUCUAAUGAUGAAAAUCAGGCUAGUGCUACAGGUGGUAAGUGCUGUCCCCAUGUGACAAAAGCAGUUGAUUUCACAAGAGUGAAGAAGGCACUGAAACCAGGAGGCAUAGCGAGUGAAUGUGCAGAAUGUCUAAAGAGUGGUGCUGGGGCAACGGUAUCAACUGAUGGAACACAGGAUUCUGGUUCCAUGGGAGGCCUGUGGCUCUGCCUCCGCUGUGGGCAUCAGGGCUGCGGACGUAUGCGAGCACAGCAUGCCCUCAAGCACCAACGGACCCCCCACUCGGACAGCCAUGCCCUCGCAGUCAACACAGAGCAGUGGAAGAUUUGGUGUUAUGAAUGUGACACAGAAAUAGAUCCAGUCUGCAGGAAGAAAGUACAUGAAUGUGUCGAGUUCCUGAAGCGUCUAGAAUGUCCAAAGCCAGCAAAGGAGCCACAUUUAAAUGGUGAUGUUAACAUGGUUAAUGAACCAGAUACGAACCAACCACUUUCAGAUGUAACAAACACUAUUGCAGUAGUGGCUUCGUCUGUUGAACAAAUAAGGAAGGCCGUAUUGAAUGAUCUGCCGAGAGUGAGAGGUUUGAAAAAUCUGGGAAAUACUUGCUUCUUCAAUGCUGUCCUGCAGUGCCUAGCUCAAACACCCUUCUUGCUGCCCGUCCUGGAGGAAAUGAAAGAAGCAGGUGCGAAAUUCCAGCUACCAGGGGGUGCCCACCCACUGCUGGAAAAUGAAGAAAAAUUGCCUCCACUGGAAGGUGAUCUAUGCAAGUGGCGGGAACUGACAGAGUUGCUGGUUGACAUACUGCACCAGCUCCGGUCAGGCCGAGUUGAAAUACUAGAUCCCCGGCAGCUGCUCGAUAAACUAUCUCAGCGCUGUCCACAGUUUGCUGGCGGUGAUCAGCAUGAUGCACAUGAAUUACUCAGACACUUGCUUGAAGAAGUACGCACCGAAGACCUUAAGCGCUACCAGAAGACUAUCAUGGCAAAAUUAGGACUGUCACCAAAAACAGAUCCAGCAUCAGUGGAUGAGGAGGUGAAGAAGAAAGCAAAAGUGUAUGGCAUGCAGGCACAGGAGCUAGUGCUGCAUCCAGAACAGGUGUUCAAGGGGCAUCUGGUGAGCACCCUGGAGUGCCAGGACUGUCUCCACCAUUCUCAACGGAUUGAGAGCUUUCUCGACCUCAGUCUGCCCAUUAAUAGCGAUAAGCCUCAGCCUCCAGCAGUGAGGAAAAAGAACAGCAUGGAAUCAUUUGAUUUCGGUGGGAAUUCUACAGACGAUCACCCUUCAAAACAUCAGCUGAAAAAAGAACGAAGAAUGCAGCGUAAAGCCAGAAAAAUAAAGAAAGGAUUUAAUGCUGAUCCACACAAAGCUGAACCAACAAUAGCAGAGGAAACAAACAGCAAAAGGAAUUCCGGAGAGUCAGAGCACAGUGAUGCUGAUGUAGAAGAUAACUUGGAGCAAGAAGCAACACUGGCACCAGGGCAGAAUGGAGAGUCUGGCUACAGCUCAGAGAAGGCAGAUGUGGGUCGGGAGGACUCGGGAGGUUCAAGCCCCAUUUUGGGCGCUCCACUGCUCUGUGAUGAGUAUGCUGAUUACAAUGACGAUGAGCACAUUGUAGUGGGGCCAUUGCUCAACAAUGGUGAUUCAGCAUUAGCCAGCCCUGGGUCUCCAACUGCUUGUGCAAGAGAAGCUGACCCGUUGUCCAUCAUACCACUUCCUCCACCACCACCACACUCACCUUCACCAACACUGUCACUUCCGGGGCGGUCUGAGCUGACACUCUCACUGCCACAGAUAAUCCCUCUGCCUCCACCACCUGCAUCUUCACCAACAGGAGCACCCAGUCCUGCCUCCUCUGAUGUCAGUGUGGAAGUUGCAUGUGGCAGCCCCGUGCCGGAUAUGGGUUCGGCUGACUUUGCUGAUCUGGAGGAUAGGCCGUUCUCUCGCUUUGGAUUCCGUGAGGCAGAUGACAUGCUGCCCACACCCAACCAGUCAGUCGGAGAAGAGACACCCGUUGUGGACAUCUGCAGUGGAAUUGGCACUCUGUCUUUGAGCCCUGGCGGUGCAGCUGGUGAUGAGACAGGUGCUGUUCUGAAUGGUGUAACAAGCUGUACACCAUCUCCCAUCCUAUCACCACCAUCACCUGAGGGAGCAGAUGAAUAUGAUACCAAAAAUCGAACUCUUGCACCACGGUAUCAGUGUGCAGAGGGAGAGUGUUCAGUGCUCUCCUGCUUGAACCAGUUUACUGCAAUUGAGCUGAUGACUGGUAACAACAAAGUGGGCUGUGUGAACUGCACCCAGAGGCACAACAAAGGAAAAGAGGGUAAGAUGGUGUGCACAAACUCCACAAAACAACUACUGAUCAGCAGCCCACCAGCAGUGCUGAUCUUGCACCUCAAAAGGUUCCAAGUUCAUGUGAACACAUUGCGGAAGAUCACUCGCCAUGUUACGUUUCCACUGGUUUUGGACCUUGCACCUAUUUGUUCCACAAAAUCUAAGGAGUCUCCAACUGUGAGGCCAGAUCAAAAUCAAAUAAUGUAUUCUCUGUAUGGCGUAGUGGAACACAGCGGAACACUUCAUGGAGGGCAUUAUGUUGCAUUUGUCAAGGUGCGACCAACACUAUCGGAAGAUGAUUACCGUUGGUCAUUUGUCCCCACAUCACAAGGCUCCCACAGAAAUAAAUCUCAGGCAAUGAAGAGCCAAGCACAAGGCACUGCAGAAGGUGGAACGUUCACUCCGCCACCAGGUCGCUGGUAUUAUGUCAGUGACUCUAGAGUGAGAGAAGUUGAAGAAGAGGUUGUGAUGCGCAGUCAGGCAUAUAUGUUGUUUUAUGAGCGCAUUUGGUAGCAGGUGAAGACUGUGUGUUUGUGAGUUCUUCAGUGGUGUGCAAGGUGAUGGCAUUUAUUUGCCAGCGUGUAUCAAUUAUUUUGUUGGAAGAUAUUUAUUUGUUAUAAUGAUUUAGUUCUAUGAAU